Etheostoma spectabile (orangethroat darter) is the source of this 1608-nucleotide messenger RNA. It is a transcript of the gene p2ry6, whose product is annotated as pyrimidinergic receptor P2Y6. The record is from RefSeq and is a predicted model, not a curated record. The transcript is spliced from 4 exons. Gene Ontology annotation, biological process: cellular response to pyrimidine ribonucleotide; phospholipase C-activating G protein-coupled receptor signaling pathway. Lineage: Eukaryota; Metazoa; Chordata; Actinopteri; Perciformes; Percidae. Gene Ontology annotation, cellular component: plasma membrane. Gene Ontology annotation, molecular function: G protein-coupled UTP receptor activity; G protein-coupled UDP receptor activity; G protein-coupled ADP receptor activity. The coding region runs from base 218 to 1345 and encodes 375 amino acids.
AAGCUCUUUUAAUUUGGAAUCAUUCCCUUUGCCCUGGUUAUGCGGGAGACUCAUUGCGCGUGCGUGGCCCCUGUGUAGCACGCGCCGUUAUGCAGCAGCAGCAGCAGUAGUAUCAACAGUGUGAGAAGUGUGUGUGCCCGGCAACCGAAGGCACAGCAGAGGAGAGGAAAGAAGCAGCGCGAGUCUUGUAGGCAACCAUGGAGUCGCCAACUUGUUGAUGUUUUUUUUGCUGUCAUUCAGGGAUGUGAAGAUGCCGCAUUCUGUCAACUCCUUCUCGACUGACACCCUCAUCUCGAAAACCUCCCCUUUGGACGUCUUCUCUACCAGCGCGUGGCCUACAGAGCCAUACGCAGCAGACGGCUUCAACACCAGCAACAUCAGCGGGCUAGACGUCCUUCGCUGCACCUAUAAGGAAGACUUUAAACGUAUUUUACUCCCCGCUGUGUACACUUUUGUCUUCUUGCUCGGGCUUCCCCUCAAUGCCGCUGUCAUACUAAAGAUAUGGAGGACUCGGCCCAAUCUGUCCAAAAACAACAUAUAUAUGCUCAACUUGGCCAUUGCCGACUUCCUAUAUGUGAUGUCGCUUCCUAUGCUCAUCUACAACUACGGCAGUCAUGACUACUGGCCCUUUGGGGAGUUUGCCUGUAAAUUGGUCAGGUUUCAGUUCUACAGUAAUCUGCAUGGCAGCAUCCUCUUCCUCACCUGCAUCAGUGUGCAGCGCUACGUGGGCAUUUGCCAUCCUAUGGCGAUGUGGCACAAGAAAGGUGGUCGCAGGUUGGCGUGGUAUGUCUGUGGAGGGGUGUGGCUGGUCGUCGUCGCCCUGUGCGCGCCAACAUUUCACUUUGCUGCGACAGGAAUCCAGCGAAACAACACGGUGUGUUAUGAUUUAAGUACGCCAAAGAAUUCAGUAGACUAUUAUCCUUACGGCAUAGCUCUGACCUGCCUCGGCUUCUUGUUGCCUUUCGUGGGCGUGAUGGUUUGCUACUGUCGGAUGGCCCAGAUCCUGUGCCGCCCAUUUUCCUACCAAGGUGUCUCCAUGGCGACUGGGGAGAAACGGGACAAGGCGGUAAGGAUGAUUAUUGUGGUGGCGGUGGUCUUCUGCAUAAGCUUCCUGCCGUUUCACCUCACCAAGACCAUGUACCUGGUGGUGCGUACGCUGCCUGGCGUGCCCUGUGAGACCAGAAACUUAUUCUCAAUCAUCUAUAAAAGCACCAGGCCGUUUGCCAGCAUGAACAGCUUUCUGGACCCAAUUCUGUUUUACUUUACCCACCCACGCUACCGGCAGAGCACCAGAAGGUUUAUGCUCAAAGUCACCACCCUCAGGGACAAGGGCACCGAUGUGUGAGCCAACAAUAUUCUGCAACAGUGUUAAUUAAAGCCUUGCUGCUUUGUCACCGGUGGAUCCUAGGAGGCUGCACAGUGGUACAUGUGUUCAUUGCUGAGUUUCUUUGUUCAUGUUCUAAUGUAGGUCCUUUGUGCUUUUACCUCAUACUCACUGCAACAUAGACCCUAACCUCCAUAAAAGGGUCUUAAAGACAUUUAGAGGUACUGGCAUAUCAAGAAGACUUCUGCAAUGCAAAAUGAAGGUUUUAAUCUUGUCAUAUGAAA